CUUUCCUUUUCCAGCCGAAAGGGUAGUACUUAGGGUUGGGCCCCCGGGAGAGCUGCAAGUCAGCAACAAUGGUGGUGAAGCCGAGCAAGGGUGGAAGAAAAGAGGAGGUGGUUACCAGGGAGUACACCAUCAAUCUACACAAACGUCUACAUGGAUGCACAUUCAAGAAGAUGGCUCCCAAGGCCAUAAAGGAAAUCAGGAAGUUCGCCCAGAAAGCAAUGGCGAAGUUGAACAAGCAUGUAUGGAGCAGGGGGAUCAGGAGUGUGCUAAGGCAGGUCCGUGUGCGGAUUGCACGAAAGAGGAAUGAUGAGGAAGACGCCAAAGAGGAGCUCUACUCAUUAGUUACUGUUGCAGAAGUCCCACCUGAGGGGCUGAAGGGUUUGGGAACUAAGGUCAUCAAAGAAGGGGAGUGAACUACCCUGCUCUGGUUUUUUUAGGUAAUUUUUUGGUUUUUGAUCAUAUUUAUGUAUUUCAGAAAUUGUCCUUGUUUCG
Messenger RNA from Telopea speciosissima, 492 nucleotides. RefSeq names its product 60S ribosomal protein L31-like. Gene Ontology annotation, cellular component: ribosome; cytosolic large ribosomal subunit. The coding region runs from base 69 to 413 and encodes 114 amino acids. Gene Ontology annotation, molecular function: structural constituent of ribosome. Gene Ontology annotation, biological process: cytoplasmic translation. The transcript has a single exon. The record is from RefSeq and is a predicted model, not a curated record. NCBI's taxonomy places the organism in Eukaryota, Viridiplantae, Streptophyta, Magnoliopsida, Proteales, Proteaceae.